Hemibagrus wyckioides is the source of this 1733-nucleotide messenger RNA. RefSeq names its product methionine adenosyltransferase II, alpha-like (gene mat2al). The coding region runs from base 77 to 1249 and encodes 390 amino acids. The transcript is spliced from 9 exons. Lineage: Eukaryota; Metazoa; Chordata; Actinopteri; Siluriformes; Bagridae. Gene Ontology annotation, molecular function: methionine adenosyltransferase activity; ATP binding. Gene Ontology annotation, cellular component: methionine adenosyltransferase complex; cytosol. The record is from RefSeq and is a predicted model, not a curated record. Gene Ontology annotation, biological process: S-adenosylmethionine biosynthetic process.
GUGUGCAGUUCUUUUACUUGUUUUUCUGCAGCUAAGAAACACUGGUAACUGAUUUGUGGCAUCCUUUACUUUCAUAAUGAAUUAUACCGGGAAUAGCAAACCAGGAAAAACUUUCCUUUUUACAUCAGAAUCUGUCGGUGAAGGUCAUGCUGAUAAAAUGUGUGACCAGAUAAGUGAUGCUGUUUUGGAUGCCUAUCUUUCCCAAGACCCUGACUCCAGAGUUGCAUGUGAAUGUGUGGCUAAGACGGGCAUGAUUCUGCUUUGUGGAGAGGUGACUUCAAAGGCAGUAGUUGAUCUUCAGAAGGUGGUCAGAGACACCGUGAAGAGUAUUGGGUAUGACGACUCAUCCAAAGGUUUUGACUACAAGACCUGCAAUGUGCUUGUGGCCCUGGAGCCACAGUGUACUGAGAUUAGUGACUGUGUGUUUGAAGGUCGUGAUGAGGAGGACAUUGGUGCUGGCGAUCAGGGCCUAAUGUUUGGUUAUGCAACAGAUGAGACAGAGGAAUGCAUGCCAUUGACCAUUCUCUUGGCUCAUAAACUCAAUUCUAAAAUGAAAGAGCUGUCACGGAAUGGAGAGUGUCCCUGGAUAUUACCUGACUGUAAAUCACAGGUUACAGUGGAAUACUGUGAUAACAAGGGAGCCACGGAGCCAGUUCGAGUUCACACAGUGGUCAUCUCAGUCCAGCAUAAACCUGACAUUACAUUAGCUGAAAUCCGACAGAAUCUGAUGGAAAAAGUAGUCAAAGCAGUGAUCCCAGCCAAGUACCUGGAUGACAGAACUAUAUAUCACCUGCUGCCAAGUGGAAAAUUUCUAAUGGGUGGCCCACAGGGUGAUGCAGGUCUUACAGGCAGAAAGAUCAUUGUUGACACAUAUGGUGGCUGGGGUGGUCAUGGUGGUGGAGCCUUCUCUGGAAAGGAUUGCAGCAAAGUGGAUCGUUCUGGAGCUUAUGCUGCUCGCUGGGUGGCCAAAUCACUUGUAAAAGCCAGGCUAUGCAGAAGGGCACUGGUACAGAUCUCAUAUUCCAUUGGCAUAAGCCAUCCUUUGUCAAUCUCAGUUUUCCAUUACGGGACAUCCACCAGAGAUGAAGAUGAGCUUCUGGAAAUUGUUCAAAAGAAUUUUGACUUAAGACCAGGGGUAAUCGUCAAGCAGCUUGGUCUGAAAAAACCCAUUUUUCAGAAAACUGCCAGCUUUGGACAUUUUGGAAGAGAGGAUUUUCCGUGGGAGAAGCCAAAGAAAUUGGUGCUUUAGUGUUUCAGUUAUAACUAAGAAAAUAUAUUUAAUUGCGGCAAGCUAAAAAUUAAUACAUAAUGUCAUUUUCAGCUGAAGUGUCUGUUUUCAAGUGAAGUGGUUUAGGAAGGGAACCCUUCUUUCUCUACAUUUUACAGGCAUUCAGAUGAUUGUUUCUUAAUUCACAGCUGUUGUCAAGUUAUUUUUGGAGGAAAAUUGAGAAAUUGUUAAACCUUAUGACAGGUGGCACCAGUUAUAUUUUAUUAUUCAUGUUUUCAGUAGAAUUAAACAGCUUGCUGUAUUGUUUGAAUAUAAUGGAAUUUAUGUUCGAAGCAAACAAUAUGUAAUCAUACAGCCAUACAAUGCUGAAAUUUCACGGAAUAUUUUCCAGAAAAAGAAAAUCUUAUUUAGUUAUGUGACUAGAAAUUAAUCCAAAUAUAAUUAUGCUAAACAAAAACAUGAGAAAACAAAUAUUUUAUAUUGGAUUGUCCUAAAAGCAAUGAAA